Molecule: messenger RNA, 1947 nt
Organism: Salvia hispanica
Lineage: Eukaryota; Viridiplantae; Streptophyta; Magnoliopsida; Lamiales; Lamiaceae
Product: serine/threonine-protein kinase 12-like
Biological process (GO): protein phosphorylation
Molecular function (GO): ATP binding; protein binding; protein serine/threonine kinase activity
Source: RefSeq, a predicted model, not a curated record
AAUCUUGCUGGUUGAAUUUUGGGUUUAUCUUUUGUAGCUUUUCAUCUUUACCGAUCACUUCAAUAAAAUCCAGUAUUUAUUAUCUCCAGCGUCUUAAAUAUCCUUUAACCACUUCCCACGUCUCAGAUUUCUCCUUUCUUGCAUGAAGAAGAAAAUUCCUUCAACAGUUUGUGGCGAUGAUCAUCAUGAUCUGAUUGACUGAAUCGCUUUGAAAAAUCUUGAUACUUUAGUUUAUAGGAGUAUUUGAUAAAAUCACUACGAAUUUGAUUAUUGGUGUGCCAAAUCUGGAUCAAGAGCAGGUGAUUUUGCUGGAGAAAAGGGUUUAUUGACUCUUUCUACCCUAAUCGUCCAUGGCGCCCCACGGCAGGGGAGAUAAAAGCAACGAAGGUGAGGAUGUGAAUGACAUUGAUCCUGGCUUGAAGCUAAUGUAUAUGACCAAUGAGCGUGAUUUGGAUGGCAUCAAGGAGCUUCUAGACUCCGGCGCUGACGUCAAUUUCCGCGAUAUCGAUAAUCGGACCGCGCUUCACAUCGCUGCGUGCCAGGGAUUCAGUGAUGUUGCUGAGCUGUUGCUUGAAAAUGGAGCUCAUGUAGACCUCAAAGACCGCUGGAGCGGCACGCCUCUUGCAGAUGCCAUACACUAUAAGAAGCAUGAUGUGAUCAAACUAUUGGAGAAACACGGUGCAAAGCAAGUGCUGGCUCCGAUGCGGGUAGAAAAUCCUGGUCAGUUACCCGAUUAUGAGAUUGAUCCUAAAGAAAUUGAUCUUACAAACAGUAUAGAAAUAGGCAAGGGAACCUUUAAGUUAGCUACUUGGGCUGGAACACAAGUUGCUGUGAAGGUAUUCUAUGAAGGGGCUGCUGACGAGAAUAAAGUGAGGUCAUUUAGAGACGAGCUUUCCUUGCUUCUGAGUAUAAGGCAUCCAAAUGUCGUCCAGUUUAUUGGUGCCGUGACACAAAGUAGUCCUAUGAUGAUUGUGACUGAAUAUUUACCAAAGGGCGAUCUUCACGAAUAUUUAAAAAGAAAAGGUUCGCUAAAACCUGCAAAAGCUAUCCGAUUUGCUAUGGAUAUUGCCAGGGGAAUGAACUAUUUGCAUGAACGUAGACCUGGAGCUAUUAUUCAUCGCAAUCUUGAACCUUCAAAUAUUUUGCGGGAUGAUUCUGGACACCUGAAAGUUGCAGAUUUUGGAAUUAGCAAGCUUCUUAAAGUUGCAAAAAGUGUUAAAGAAGAGAGGUCUCUGCCCCGUCACGAUAGUACCUGUCGUUAUGUGGCUCCCGAGGUUUUCAGAAAUCAAGAUUACAACACCAAAGUAGAUGUUUUCUCAUUUGCCUUGAUAUUACAGGAGCUUAUUGAGGGGUGCCCUCCAUUCAGUACGAAGCAAGAACACGAAGUGCCAAAAUCUUGUGUUGCAAAAGAACGCCCUCCUUUUAAGGCCCCAAUGAAAUUGUAUGCCAAUGGUCUUAAAGAGUUGAUCGAAGAGUGCUGGAGUGAAAAUCCAGCUGAUAGGCCGACGUUUAGGCAGAUCAUUCCUCGGCUGGAGGGCAUUCACAGCAGAUUUAACCGUGGCAGUUGCUGGAAGGUGAUACCAUUGGAUUGCUUUCAGCAUUGGAGCUGGGCCAAAUGUCAUUCCGGUUCCAGCAGCCAGAGUGAUUCCUCCGGGUCUCUAGGGAGAGACGCCUAAGUUUCUUCGUCAUCUAUUCAUUUGGAAGAGGAUGUUUCAGCAUAUUAUCUUUCAAACUCACCUGCACUAGAUGAGUCUCUAAGGAGAUGGUGGAAUAAUUUCACCACGUUUACUGAAAAUAUUUGUAAGAUCAUAUUUUUGUGAUGGCUUCUAUUUUCUGAUAAAUUCUUGGAUAGUUUACAUGGUAUAAGCCAUGAGUGUGUAAAGAAGUAUUAAAUCUCAUGGAUAUAUAUAAAAAAUUGGUAGAAUCUGUUUUUGCUUUUUCUUGUUA